Argiope bruennichi is the source of this 4806-nucleotide messenger RNA. Its product is annotated as host cell factor 2-like. The record is from RefSeq and is a predicted model, not a curated record. Bases 529 to 2850 code for a protein of 773 amino acids. The transcript has 9 exons. Gene Ontology annotation, molecular function: protein binding. Gene Ontology annotation, cellular component: Golgi apparatus. Lineage: Eukaryota; Metazoa; Arthropoda; Arachnida; Araneae; Araneidae.
GAUUGUUUUGAAAAAGAUCGAUCGCGAUUUAAAAGUACAUCGGGGAUGAGAAUGAGAUUAUGUGUUUGAGAUGCAUCAGACUUAAAAUUCACCCGCUAUUUCAUUAGUUACUCAAAGGUGGGAUUCUAGACUUUUGUGUGUUUACUUGCAUUCGCAACUUUUCUCAAAUGUUUGAUUCUUCAAAAUCUGAAUUUUUUACUAAAAAAGCUUUUAGUUUAACAGAUGGUGUAUGAUACAUUCUUUUUAGAAUAUGCACAAGUUAUGAAAUCCUUUGGAUUAAUUUUAUAUCAAUUUUCACGCGUUACAUAAUUUUACACAAAAUACCGUGUGUUUGCACUAAAUCCUUUCCAACACUGCCAGUGAAAUAUGUCCGUGUUAUCAUUAAUUGUAUGAGCUGUUGAAUCAGCUUUAAAGUUGGCGGGAUCCAAAACAUACAGAUCAAGUUUAAGAAGGAGAUUGGAUGAUUGGAGGUUUCUGAGGAGUAAAAGGAGAAAGAAAAACACAGUGAAAGAAUCAAAUAUUAAGGCUAUGUGGUCUAAUGUCCAGGUGUCCGAUGGCUGUCCAGCGCCCAGCUCGCGUUCCAAGCACGCCAUGUGCGUCUCUCCGACUGGCUCCAUCUAUCUGCUAGGGGGAAGAAGCGCUAACCUGCCUUUGAAGGACCUCUGGAGGUUUGACCCAGUGCAAAGCGUAUGGGAAGAGUUGAAGUGUCGGGGCAGCCGUCCACCCUGCCUCCAAGAGCACACAAUGGUCUGCUGGAAGAAUAAUAUUUACGUGUUUGGCGGAGAAAUUGGCUUCGCCUCAACAGGAGAGACGCCAUUGUGGAUUCUUGAUCUAAAUGCCUCGACAUGGAGAAAACAUCAUGUCCGGGGGUCAUCUGUCCACCAACCGUCCGGGCGCAGGGGCCACACUGCCGUCAUGUUUGAUGGGUUCAUGCAUGUUUUCGGAGGAUACCAGGACCUCCGCGGAUCCUCGUCGGAGCUCUGGAUAUUUGACCUCUCUACGGAGCGGUGGAGCUUGCUUCUGACCCCGAGUUAUUUCGAGCAACCCCCUCCUCGCCACAACCACUCGUGCAUCGUCCAUGACGACGCCAUGUGGAUCUACGGGGGCCUCACGGACCUGCAGCCAAGGGGAGACUUCUGGAAGUGGGAUUUUGGUGCUCACAGGUGGUCCAGAAUCAAAACGCAGCGCGGACCCGGCGAAUUGCACAGCCACUCUGCAGUCAAGGGGAUGGCCUUUAUGUAUGUGUUUGGCGGAGAAAAAUCUGGCAUGGCCACCAAUGAAUUGUGGAGGUUCCAUUUUGUGACGGAGACUUGGGAGCGAAUCAACGCCGAGGGGAUCAUCCCUCCUCCCCGCUGCCGGCACGUGGCUGUCCCGAAUCCGGUUUUGUACAACGCCGAGACCAAGUUGCAGGCAUGGGGUGGUGACUCCAUGAGCGAAAAAGUGCCAAAUCGAGCAAAUCCGCCCAAGUCCAUCUCAAUGUGCUUCGGCCAGACCCCCUCUGUGGAACCGGAAACAAAGCGAUACUUCAAGUUUCGAGUCCAUCCAGUGUCCAGGUUUUGCAGCAAAAACACUAGCUCAGACGAAGACGAGGACGAGGAAUACAACGUCGGCUACAACCAGAGCGCAGCCCAGGUCAACCUCAGAACAUUACGUGAUAAAUUCCACAGCAGUCGCUUAGUACGAAGCAUAUCCAGUGGCAGCUAUUCCAUCCUGCACAACCAGGCAUCUAACGAAGUUCGUCGGGAUGAACUGGAGAAGCUCGUGGAAGAAAAAACGCCACACUUUCAGCAUCGUCCACGCCUAAAAAUCCAAAAAUCCCAAAGUUCCGAUGCUGUCCUGGAAUCAGAUAAUGAAUCUACACCUCAGCAUAAAUCUAAAAAUAUUGAUGUCACCGACUCCCCUCCCUUGUGGGUGGAAAAUCCAAAUACGCUGCUGCGAUCGUCAUGGUCAGAGAGCACUUUCCAAAACCGAUAUCCAACCACCAAUGGUUCUGCUAGAGCGAACAGCACCGAUAUCGUCACAACCCCCACUACCAGACUUGGGAGGCUGACAUACGAUGGUCUACUGUCUACGGUUCGAGAUGUUAUUGAGGAAAAUAGUGAGAAUGCCGAUGAACCAAACAUGAUUGUAAGUAUUCAGAACAACGAAAACAAAAAUCCCAACUGCACUGAACAGAAAGAAGGGCUGCUUAUCGAUUUAGGAGAUGGCAAAGAAACAGUACAAUAUUGUAACAAUCAAUUCAAGUCAAGCCAUACCAUCUCCGACUUCGCAUCUCAGACAUUUACACCUAGUAUUGAGAACCGUGGGCUUCCACACUCUGUGUCUCAUAGCUCUGGUUACCACUCUUUCACUGAAGAAGACAACAGUUUUGAAUGCCAUCGAGAAUUCGCCGGCUGUUUGAAUACAGUUGCUUCGCGAAAGCUUUUGCUUAAGGGUAAAGAUCUGGAGCUGAAGACCUUGUCCCCCAAUGAAUCUCAGAAUAGUGACAGCGAAAUAAUUCUGCCUCCACCACCUUGUAAACAGAGGGCAAGGUCUUUAGACAGAACUUCGCAGAGGAAAAUGGUUCGCAGCUAUCCCUCAGGUGGCAGUAUCACGCCAACGGUUUUGAUGUCCACUAGUAUCGUGGAGGACAGUUUUGUAUCGCGAAUCGAAAAGAAACUCCCCAAGCCUGUUGUCGUCUCAAAAAGAGAAACUCCAUUGUCUCCAGUCUCCCACUGGUCGCCAAGCCCAGCUAGAACAAAGAUAGAGCAACAUGAAUGGCAACUUUGUUUGUACAUGUUUGGCGGAAGAGAACAAGGAGCCCCUGGGAUAUAUAGACAGCCAAUCUCUAUAUGGAAACUUUAUGUAUGAAUCAGCAUGUCCAGUACCAGAAUAUAAAGUUAAUGUUGCUUUUAUGCUUUUUUCUUCUCAUGUUUGAAAGUAAGAAAAGCUUGUUUUGCUCUCCCUGUAAGUUUGAAGAUAUGAAUGAAGCUACAUCAAAUGAAAGAUAAAUUCAAUAAGAAUAUCUAUGCACGAUUCAAAAAAUUCAAAUACUAACACCUGAAAAAGAACGGAAAGUUCUUUUUAAAAAAGUAUUGUUCUUUAAAAAAUUAUGAAAUUUUUGAAUAUUCGAUUAAUGAAUACGGAAAUUUAAAGAAAAAUAUACUGAUCGCAUGGGCAUUCUUGCAAUAUACAGGGCGAGCACAAGGUCUUUUCUUGAUUGCAAUUUAUUUAUAUAUAUAUAUAACUGGUAGGCAUAUAUUUAUUUUUGUAAAUGUCGCAAUUGAAUUCUAAUGAAACCAACUGUCGUAGUAAAGUUCUACAUGGAGCUGCUCUAAAAAAGUCAAAGCAAUAUUAGAGUUCUUGCUCUGCUUCGUGCAAUAUUUGUUCUGUAUACCAGACAUGGCGUCUCGUCGUCUAACAAACAAAACUAACGACCACAAUUUUACAAAAGGGAGGGGGGGCUGAAUUUUUCGCAACCAAUACCGAUUAUAAGUGGAUUUUCCCCCUUAUUCACAUUUUCAUUAAAAAUUAAAUGUUGACUUUUUUUUUUUUUUUUUUUUUUUUUGCAUACCAUUUUGCCAUCAAACUUUGUGCUCACUCUCUAUCAAUGUAGGUUCUAUUGAAAAAGAAUGAAGUAAAUGUAAAUGAAAUAAGAAAGUCAUUUUUUUUUCUGAAAUUUAUUAAUCGAAUUCAAAAAAUUAUGUUUCUUUUACUUGAUUUCAUUCCCAUUUAUCAUAUAUAAUGAAAAAUUUCGUCUAAAAAUAACAAUACCAAAAUUUAUUUAUAUCAGUCAACUUGUAUGUACAUAGCUAAUUGAAGAAAAAAAUUGGCAAAUCUUUUUAAUUAUUUAAUCACAAAUUUCAAAUCAUUGUUUAUUGUUGAACGUUCGUUUAAAUGGUUCUUUUAAAAAUACAGUUCGUUGUAUUAUAUUUUAGUCUACUAUUAUUUUAAAUAAUAACAUCAAUCGAUUAUUUCCUUUAUUGUCAUCAAUAUAUAUUUAAGAUGUUCUAUAGAGACUUAUAUAAUAAAAUAAAUGCGCUUUAAUCUUUUCAUAUACUAUAGGAGACCAAUUCGAAGCUGAUGGGACCACAACAAACAUUCGAAUGAAGAGAAUUAAUAAUAAAAUUCUUUAGGCAACAAAAAAUUACAGUUUUUAAGAUAAAAAUGACAGUAAAGAUUUAUAUAUAUUAAUUAACAGUUUUAAUAAGUAAAGUAUGAAUAAAUAUUUAAUUAUAAUUAAUGAAAUUUUUGUAAUUUAAAAGUAAAAAUUUAUUAAAUAAACAGUAAAAUAAAAUUGUAAUAAAUAAACAGUACAUAGUACUUUGAAUACAAUAGUUGGUUUAAAAUUUCAAAAUUAGUCAUUACAAUAAGACUCAUGAGUUAAAGUUUCUUGCUUUAGCUUCAAACUGACCAAAACAUUUCAAAUAAAAAAUAGCCAAGUUCUUCAGUAUUUUAUCUCCAUAUAUAUAUAUAUAUAUAUAUAUAUGAAUAAUAUAUAUAACUAAAAUGCAUCCAAAAUUUGUAUUUUGGCAUACUGGUAUUGAAUGAUUUAGUGUUAUUUCUGCUAGUUAUUCAGUAUUUGUGUGUCAGAAUUAAGGUGAAUAUAUAUAUAUAUAUAUAUAAAAGUACAGUUUAUUUCCAUUGUAUGUAAAUUAUGCUUGAAAUAACAAAUGAGAUUUUUCCUUGAAAAUUUUUAAAUGAUGAUAAUUAAAUUAAUAAAUAUUAUAUCACUAUAUAUAUAUAACAUACUUAAUCAUUUAUACCAAAUUUAUGAAAAUAAUAAAAUAUAAAAACUAGCAAUUUUUUUAGCUUUUGCAGUCAAAU